UCUACCACCCGUUGGACACUAGGAGCCCUCUCGGUGUGGCUCGCAAAAAAGUUUACACUUCCCGGAGUACUAGCCACAGUCAUCUUUUUCCUACUGCGAGAGGGUUGCGCCGAAGGUUUUCGGGCGCCUUGCCAUACGUUUGCAGCGCAGAUUCAUUGGCGCGCCGUCGUUUCUCAGCUCCGCUUUCCUUGCGAAGAGAAAGGGAUCUUUGUUAGGGCGGUUGGUUGUGGACGCUGCCGCGUUGAGUCGCGCAUUGCUCCCAGUAUCAUGGCCGAUUAACAUAUGCUCCGACGUUUGGUCUGAGCUGCUUACUGGUUUUGAGGUU
Amoebophrya sp. A25 is the source of this 325-nucleotide messenger RNA. Lineage: Eukaryota; Dinophyceae; Syndiniales; Amoebophryaceae. The record is from the annotation of a GenBank genome assembly.